AUGGUCAUCUUCGGCGGCCUGGAGAUCGUCGCUGCGGGCUACGUGCUCCACGAAUUGGGCAAAGAUGAGGAGAAGGGCCGCGCCACUGAAGAAGCACGCCGCCGCCGUCGCCGGCAUGACAGCCACUCACAUCAUCGGCGAGACUCUGACUCACGACCACGCCCUCCCAGACCAUCACAGCACAGCCUUGCGCCACCGAUGAUGCCGCCACCAAGACCGAACAGUGCUCCACCACAGCAGCCGGCCUUCCAGCAACAUGGGCCUCCGCCCCCAGGGUGGGUGCCAGGCCCGCCUCGGCCGCCGCAACUGCAGCAGCAACAGCAUUCUCAAUAUCAGCAGCCGGGCCCGCCGCACCCGCAGACCUGGCCGAAUCAAGGCCAACCUCCACAGCCGAGACCUAACACGCAGCCACCUCCCCAGCUUGGACCCAACUCUCCCAUGUACAAGCCCGCCGACUUUCCUCCAAACCCGCAUGCGCUAGGCCCUCAGGUGCAGUUACACCCACCGCAACACGGCCCGCCACCACCGUACCAGCAACAGCAACAGCAUACACCGCCACCCAGGCCUGGUCAGCUUCAAAGCCGGCCGACGAUGCACUAUGACACCAAGACGGGCAAAUGGCAGAGCAACAUGCUCCCUCCGGACAUGCAGCGCAGCCCCUCCGCGCCGCCCCCACAAAGCGAAGGCCGGACCCGGACGCAGAGCGGGUCGAACAACAACGUGCUGCCGCCCAGUCGGCUGCGAGAGGGGCGGCGGGCCUAUUCGAGCGGGAGCUGGAGUCCUGGAAGCGACGAGAGCGAGAGCGAGAGUGAGAGCGACGAUGCGGACCUGGCGUACGGGCGGUUGCCGGGCCGGAGGAAGAGGGGGGAAAGGAGGUGGAGUGCGAGGGCGGAGGAGAGGGAGGGCCAGAUGGCAAAGGUGGCGAGCUAUGAGCGGCAGAGACCCGUGCAGCAACAACAGCAGCAGGUUGGGCCGGUGGAGUUGAGGGCGGAGGAUGAUUGGUACGCGAGGAGGAGGGAGGAGAGGGUUGGUAGUGGUGCUGGGCCGAGGGAGAGGGCGGGCACGGCACCGCCGGUUGCGAUGAUGGGAGCAUUAGAGUUGGACGGUAGGCAGAGGUAUGAGCUGCCAUAG
Molecule: messenger RNA, 1131 nt
Organism: Cyphellophora europaea CBS 101466
Lineage: Eukaryota; Fungi; Ascomycota; Eurotiomycetes; Chaetothyriales; Cyphellophoraceae
Exons: 1
Coding region: 1-1131 (376 amino acids)
Source: RefSeq, a predicted model, not a curated record